AGAAAUAUUGAUAAUUUAUCUCCAAUCUGUCUUUCGAUUUUUCCAGGUCAAGGUGGUAUCAAUCAACUUGGGGGCGUGUUUGCCAAUGGUCGACCCCUCCCCAUCCACAUACGUCACCGCAUUUUGGAACUGGCUCAUCUUGGACUCCGCCCAUGUGAUAUCUCGAGACAGCUACUCGUAUCCCAUGGUUGCGUCAGUAAGAUACUGAGCAGGUUUGCUGAAACGGGAUCAAUCUUACCGGGAGCCAUUGGCGGGAGCAAACCCCGUGUGUCCACUCCCGCUGUGGUGACACGCAUCGCACAGUACAAGCAGGAGAACUCCUCCAUGUUUGCCUGGGAGAUCCGGGAGCGAUUGCUCCUGGAUGGAAUCUGCAGCAAGGAGACACUGCCCAGUGUGAGCUCCAUCAACAGGAUCCUCCGAAACUGCUCCUCCGAACCCGAGGACAGAAAAGAGAAUUUGAACGAAGAUCCAUUGCUUCACACCAAAGAUUCGGAUUGCCUUCACCUACCAAGCAGCCUGUCCCCCACAUCACCGAGACGGUUUCCCGAUGACAAGAGGUCCCUGUCGACGUCACCGACCGACGUCUCGUCCAUGACGCCUUCAUCGCGACGAUCGUCCUUUGCCGUCGACGACAUUUUAGGGCUUCGAGAUCCCCAGCCGACAAAGAGAUCAAGAAUUGAAAUCGUCAGGAACGACAAGGGUAAUCCUGACGAGCCAGAUCAAAAGAAGGCCCGACGGGAGUCGGGAGAUGUUGGAGAUUGCGAUGUUAAGAAAUCUGUAGAGCGCCCUCCAUCAGACAUUCCUCUUCCCCAAGCAGAAAAAUGGCUCGACAAUAAGGCACUGAAAUUAUUACAGCAGCAUUCUGGAGCCGACGGGUCCAAAGCAGUGGUGGAAUUACCUCCUUCGACGACAUUUCUUCCAACCCGACUUCCAUCCAUUCCCCCUCAUCAUCCACUGGCGAACACCAACCUCCCUCUGGCACGAUGGGCGUUACCGUUCCUUACUCUCCGAGGAGGGCAACACUUCCCACAGCACCAAAGACCGGCCCUACCGUUUCACCCCGCUACCAUACCCCACCACCCCCAUCACCAUUCCCAACCCACGAUACAGCCUCCGCACAUCAUACCACACCAAUCUUUCGUGCCUCAUCCCGGCAUUCCGCAUCCUGCCAUGGUGCACCCGAGAUUCGCUCUUCCGAUCAUGGAUCGAGACGAACACGAUGUUCCCGCGGGAAAAAGGAGCGCUCUCAAACCCGCCAUUAUCGGGAACGACAUCAAGCCCCGCAUCAUGCCGUUCUGCAUUCCCGCCGCUGUUCCAAGUAAACUGAUACCAUCAUAAUGAAAUGCAUGCUUUCCAGCAUAUAUAAUGACUAUUAGACUAUUGUACUUUACGAUCAAUCAAAGUUGUACAUAAUGAUGACAAUAUGCUGAUUUCUUUUUUCCAAAGCGAAUUGACAAUCGUAUCUCAGUAAUGAGAUUCACCUACGUUUUGUUUUCAGUCACACGAACGAGGGAAGCCUGUGAAACUUCUCAAGAUUCUCCCCUUCUCAUAAACCUUUACAACAAUAUGAUAUAUCUGAUAACCAUAACUAUUAGGUUUCUGAAACAAUAAUGGUUGAAGUUUUUUUUGUCAUUGAUCAAUUUCAUCAGCAAUACUGUAAAUAUCAUGUUCAUCACACAUUUUCCAUAUGUUGUGUUCUACAGAAGUCGAAGAAUUGCAAAAGUCACAGUAUAAUGGCUUAAGGGAGAAUGCAUUUUUUCGGAUAAAGAUUUCUUUACAAGAUUUCUUA
Molecule: messenger RNA, 1789 nt
Organism: Lytechinus variegatus (green sea urchin)
Lineage: Eukaryota; Metazoa; Echinodermata; Echinoidea; Temnopleuroida; Toxopneustidae
Product: paired box protein Pax-2a-like
Exons: 5
Biological process (GO): regulation of transcription by RNA polymerase II; anatomical structure development
Molecular function (GO): DNA-binding transcription factor activity, RNA polymerase II-specific; RNA polymerase II cis-regulatory region sequence-specific DNA binding
Source: RefSeq, a predicted model, not a curated record